This is a messenger RNA of Linum tenue, 826 nucleotides long. Lineage: Eukaryota; Viridiplantae; Streptophyta; Magnoliopsida; Malpighiales; Linaceae. The record is from the annotation of a GenBank genome assembly.
UUCACUGAUUUAGUGUUGUUCUAGUGCUGUACUCUGGUUUGUGCUUGAGUUGUCGUAAUGGGGUUCACAUCUUUUGCUUCUCAUGUAGGUGGAUGUUGGAUGCAGAAUGUGAAAUUGAUCGGUAUCAACUACUGGGUAGAGAAAAUGGAGACGAGUAUUUAUGUUAAAGAUGGUGUGCUGCACACCUGGAUAUUGUGUUCCUUUUAAAUUUAUAGAUGAGAAGGUCACAACCAGUCAAUUCAACUGGUAAUUAUGCUGUUUUGGUCGCAGUUAUAAUCUGGAGUUCACGGUUGCCCAAAAUCUUGUAGCCGUUAUUGUGGGAAGCUUACUAUACACAGUGAGAUUAGUGAGAUGGAUAUAUAUAAAAAAAAACUGUAUGAACCUGUUUGUGUUGCUGAAAAUAGUGCCUUUGGCAGUGCCACUCCACGGUCUUGCUUGGUUUGUCGAACCUGAGUGUGUCCUGAAGCCCGAAGAAGGGGCGAGCCACUUUGAGCGAAAGCCUCGACCAUAAACACAUGCAUCAAACUAUCUUUUGCACUUGCUAGGAAGGUGGUUUGGGAUGUAUAUUGCUCCAGAAGAACCAACUGAUGGCCACAUGAAACUUGGUGCACAUGCUCUAAGUUAUGCCAGAUAUGGGAUGGAUCUAAUUCCGGAGUAUGAAGUUAGUACUGCAACACUGGUCGCUCUGCUUCAAGUGCUCGAAGGACCAAGGUCCCAUUGGAUUCAUGCAACACUGGUCGCUCUGCUUCGAGCCAGAAAAUUGAACCGUGUCUUGUUAUGCUUUUUUCCCGUUCCUUGAGACGAAACAUUGUGCGUUGGUGAUGCU